AUGAGGGGCGAGGAGGGCGGGCGGCACGCUAGGCUGCAUGAUUUUUGCCUGACGAUUCCCUUUGGAGGCGUCACCCUGCUGGCGGGCGCCGUCAGCCUCAUCUUCGGCUCUGGCGAGGUCGGCGGCCUCAUCACCCUGUCGGGAGCGGCCCUGUGUGCCUGCGCCCUCCUCAGCCUGAAGGCCUGGAAGGCAGGGCUGUCGUCAGCGCAGUACACCGCGGCAUCCACUGGUGUUACAACAGGGUUGUGUGCUCUACUGUGGAGAGACUUUCAGCAAAGGGGUCGGGCAGUUGCACCUGCUCUCCUCCUUGCCCUUGGAGUAGCAAUGCUCGUCUUCUACAUCUACAACAUCUGCUCAGGGGGGAACCCGCCUAAACGCAAAGCUGAGUGA
Molecule: messenger RNA, 390 nt
Organism: Ostreobium quekettii
Lineage: Eukaryota; Viridiplantae; Chlorophyta; Ulvophyceae; Bryopsidales; Ostreobiaceae
Source: the annotation of a GenBank genome assembly